Cooperia oncophora is the source of this 315-nucleotide messenger RNA. Lineage: Eukaryota; Metazoa; Nematoda; Chromadorea; Rhabditida; Trichostrongylidae. The record is from the annotation of a GenBank genome assembly.
GAAGUCGUUGCGAAAAUUGCACAGUUUAUGCCUGAAGUCGAGGUCCAUUUUGCCGUGAGAGGGGUAAAACCCUCUGCCCCCAUCACCGAACAAAUAAUUAUUGGUACGCCCGGAAAGUUAGUGGACUAUCUUACCAAAUACCACUGCCUUGACCCGUCUCAUAUUUGUUGUCUUGUUCUCGACGAAGCAGACGUCAUGAUCAAUCAGGCUGGAUAUACGGAACAAAGCACGCAAAUCUACAAAACAAUCGAAAAGCACAUCGACUACGGUUCAAGACCUGUCUCUUCUCGGCGACUUACGGUGAAGAUGUUGUAA